Molecule: messenger RNA, 237 nt
Organism: Dichotomopilus funicola
Lineage: Eukaryota; Fungi; Ascomycota; Sordariomycetes; Sordariales; Chaetomiaceae
Exons: 2
Coding region: 1-237 (78 amino acids)
Source: RefSeq, a predicted model, not a curated record
AUGAACGUGCAGCAGUUCCAUGUCAGCGGGCAGUUUUAUUAUGCCGGUGUGGCGUGGAUGAUCGCGGCGGUUGCCGGCUACCAGUACAUGGACGAGGUCAUCCUGGUUUUGAAGAACAUUUCGGGGUGGGUUAUUGAGGCUUCCGGUCAAACUAUACGGCUCGAAGAGGAGAUUGUGGUGGAGGUGAAGGGAGGGAGAAAUGGCUGGUCGGUUACGUUCAAGUGGGUUCAGAGAUGA